This is a messenger RNA of Cylindrotheca closterium, 2871 nucleotides long. The record is from the annotation of a GenBank genome assembly. Lineage: Eukaryota; Bacillariophyta; Bacillariophyceae; Bacillariales; Bacillariaceae.
AUGAGAAUCUCCGUUCAAUGCCUUUUGUUGGCGUUGGCAUUUACAGCAGCCAACGCUCAAACGAACCCCACAAUCAUUGGCGUUGUUCAAGAAAAUGCAACAACUCAAGCUCCGAAGCAACAAGUGAUGAUCACCGGUGCCCCAGUUUCUGUCCCCACUACUAGUGCUCCAGUUCAUCUACAGAACACUAUGAUUACGGGUGCCCCAGUUUCUGUACCAACUAAUACCCCUGUCACCCCUAUCAACACAGUGAUUACUGGUGCCCCAGUUGCUCUCCCUACCCGUGCUCCAGUGCAAAACACUGUGAUUACAGGUGCACCAGUCCCAGUUGUCACGACUGCUCCAGUUCCUCUGCCAACUGUUGCUCCUGUCAACCCACCAACUGCUGCUCCCGUGAACCCACCAACUCUUGCUCCAGUGAAUCCACCAACUGCUGCUCCAGUCAACCCACCAACUCUUGCUCCAGUUAGUGCAACAACUGUUGCUCCAGUCAACCCACCAACUAUUGCGCCCGUGAACCCACCAACUAUUGCUCCAGUUAGUGCAACAACUGUUGCUCCAGUGAACCCACCAACUAUUGCGCCAGUGAACCCACCCACUAUUGCGCCAGUGAACCCACCCACUGAUGCUCCAGUCAACCCGCCAACAAAUGCUCCAGUCAACCCGCCAACAAAUGCACCAGUUGUUCCACAGCCAACCGCAGCUCCAGUUCCCACGGGUCCGCCUACAGGUGCACCAACAGAAUCACCCGCUCCUUCGCCUAGUCCUUCUGCCAUUCCAACAGUUCCUCCAACAUUCUCGAUUGCACCGACUGACAGGCCAACUGGAGAGCCCACAGAAUCCCCUGCACCCUCUCCUGCUCCAUCUGCAGUACCUACCAACCUUCCAACUACCUUGCCCUCUAUCGCACCAUCUGGAAACCCUACUCUAACAUUCAAGCCAUCAGAAACCCCUACUCAAACAUUCAAGCCAUCGACUCGUCCUACUGGAACUCCAAGCAAAUUGCCAACUGGAGCACCCAGUGUAGAGCCUACCCAAUACCCUACUGGAACUCCUUCCGUUCUUCCUACUUCGGAACCUACCGAAGAGGCCUUUAAGACCAAGAUCAGCCAUGUCAAACUCGUCCUGGUGGACAUUGAACGCGAAAUGAACGACGAUCAACUUGAACAAUUUGAAAUCGCCACCUUGGAAUUUGUUAAUGACACCGCUCCUCACACUGAUGGGUUUGAAAUUGAUGUCUUGGCUGUUACAGUCGUUUCUCAAAACGUUAUCUACGCAGAUGUUACGACAAACGAGACCGAUAAAGGAGAACGUCGUACGAAAACCGCUGCGGCAGCCCUUGAAGUUUCAUUCAAGACUGUUGGUCUUGUCACCGAAGGGCGUGCACCAUACGACUUUGAUUUCAAGAGGGAUAUUGUCAGUUUUGGAUUCGAAAAUCACAUGAAUCACUACAAUUACAUUCUCGGUAACAGAGAUCCCUUCUUUGAACCUCUCUUGGCACAUACUGAUAUUCAGGGUCCCGUGGAAGAAGAUGAAGGAAAGUUCGUUGCGGCGGUUGUGCUAUCUGUGAUUGCAUUCCUUGUCGCGGUCUUUGCUUCCGUCUAUGCCAUUCGCCGUCACUUGAGAGCCAAGAACAGACGCCGCAACCGUCAACACCGACUGUCCGAAGCUCACAAAAGCAAUACCUAUUCUGAUCACAGUACUGAUGAUAGUGACGAAGAAAACCCCUUCAAACCGCCACUUUCACUCGAGAUCUCGCCUGGAAAGAUGGAGUUGGAAAACGUUCCUAUCACUCCUAGAUCAAUUGCUUCUCCAUACAAGCAAGAGUAUCGUAACGGUGAAGCUUCUCCAAUGAGCCCUGAUACUCCAAAGCAUGCAGAGCCAACUGUUCUAGAGGAAACUGGUAAUGCCAUUCGAAAGUGGCUCACACCACGUGUUGCAUCACCCAAUGCCAAUGAAUUCAAAGACGCCGGCAAACCACCCAAGCCUGCUUCUUCUCCCGAUCCAAUGGCCUUGAAGGCACGUACAACCGAUGCCACAGGAACAUUUACAAAGGGAGGCAAUUCAACAAAGAACGUCAAUACCAAACCAGCAGGCACAAUGUUUGGUCAGUCUCCACUAACUAUCCCAAUGAGCUUCUUUGGAGGCCAAAACACGGAUGGCGAAAGCGAGAGCGAGACUCCAAUGGGAAGUCUUGCCGAUAGCGCUGCGAGCAGUUUCUUCAACAGAGUUGGAAAGUCUGUUUUCACAGGCAGACCUUCUUCGGACAACUUCCUUAAAGCUCGUGAUAGAUUCUCUCCAAAGGCUAAUUCGUUUGAUGACGGCGAGCCAAAGAGAAACAAUAGCAGCUUGGUAGGGCGUUCAAGAUCGGCUUCUGCUGUCCCAAAGAAAAGUCUUCUCAACGAGGAAAUUAUGAAGAAACACAGAAGCUCCUACCAGCCAUCGGAGGUUAGCGAUGUUAGCCUCAACGAAUUCAAGGGUGACAAGUAUAAUACGCUUCAGGCCCCAUCUUCAGUGGUAUCUUCCCGAGCUUCACAGUUCUCUUCCAACACACUAGGCGCAAGGGCGCGAGAAAGUACCGGUACUUCUGAUGACAACUCGCUCAAUGCUUUGCGAAGCAAACCAGAGUCUUUUGACGUUUUCGCUCCAUCUGGACCAAUUGGCAUCGUUGUUGAUACAUCGAAGGAUGGACCGGCGGUGCACUCCCUCAAAUCAACUUCUCCUAUGUUGGGACUCAUCAAUCCUGGAGAUUUGAUCAUUGCUUUGGAUGACGAGGACACAAGAAAAAUGACUGCUGCUUCGCUCACAAGAUUGAUGGCGAAAAAGUCGAGACAAAAGGAAAGAAAGAUCACUCUAUUGUCCCUUGACUAA